AUGGACAAGAUUGGGAAUGUUGAUAUUUGGGUAAAACGAUACCUAGAAGAUGUUGGAAGGGAUAAAUGGUCUAGGCUUUAUUCACCUGUUAACAGAGGAUGGACAAUGACUUCGAAUAUAGCCGAAUGUAUUAAUGGUAAACUGGUUGCUGCAAGAGAGUUACAUAUUUUUGAUUUCCUUGAAGAAGUUGAAGCGUCAACUGAAUAUGUUUACACAGUUAAUGAUGGACCGAGGCGUUUCAUAAUCGAUUUGAGGAAGAAAACUUGCAGCUGUAGGAUGUUCCAACUAGACGAGAUACCGUGUUCUCAUGCAUGGGCAGUAUUGAAAAAUAAAAAUUUGACUGCUGAUGCAUAUUGUUUGGAAUUAUGCAAGCCAGAAACAGUUAUGAACACAUAUGAUGUGCCUGUUGAUCCUUUUCCCGAUGAGACCGAGUGGAAUGUUCCUAAAAACAUAUCAGAUGAAGUUGUUAUGCCACCGAUCUAUAAGAGACCCCCUGGGAGGCCAAAAAAGAAGAGGGAUAAGCCAUUACAGGAGUUGAUGAUUGGUAAACGCAGGAAUGCUGCGGUAAAUGUGGACGUCUUGGUCAUAACAGAUGUUCGUGUGAUAAUCCGUCGCUCAAUAAGAAGAAUGAAUAAGUCCAUUUUGAUAUUAUUUGUUAAGACAAUUCUACUUUAA
Molecule: messenger RNA, 675 nt
Organism: Lycium barbarum (goji berry)
Lineage: Eukaryota; Viridiplantae; Streptophyta; Magnoliopsida; Solanales; Solanaceae
Exons: 2
Coding region: 1-675 (224 amino acids)
Molecular function (GO): zinc ion binding
Source: RefSeq, a predicted model, not a curated record